AUGAAAAGAUUAGGUACAUGUUUUCAUUGCCUUGCUUUCUUUAGCUCCCUGUGUUUGCUCAAGUUUGUGGUAAUUUCAUCAUUGACUGAAAAAGAAAUCUUGCUUCAAUUCAAGGGUAACAUUUCUAGUGACCCUUUUAAUACUUUGAGCUCUUGGGAUCCAAGUGGGAGCCCUUGUCGAGAUUUCAGUGGCGUGUUCUGUAAUUCAGCUGGUAAUGUGGAGAAGAUUGUAUUGUGGAAUACUAAUCUUGGUGGAAUUUUAGCCCCUUCCUUGGCAGGAUUAAAGUCUUUAAGAACCCUUAACUUGUUUGGCAAUAAGUUUACUGGUAAUAUCCCUUCCCAGUAUGUUGAAAUUGAUACACUUUGGAAGAUCAAUGUGAGCUCCAAUGCUUUAUCCGGCUCUAUUCCAGAAUUUCUUGGAGAAUUGCCCAGCAUAAGGUUCCUUGAUUUGUCAAAAAAUGGAUAUACUGGAGAAAUUCCCCCAGCUUUGUUUGACAAUUGUUUCAAAACAAGGUUCAUUUCUUUUUCCGGUAACAAUCUAUCAGGACCAAUACCUCCAGAAAUUGGCAAUUGCUUGAGUCUUGAGGGAUUAGAUUUAUCUUAUAAUAGUGUCAGCGGUAACCUGCCUCCAGAAAUUUGUAGUGGCAUUCCAGGCUUAUUGUACUUGUCUUUGAGGAGCAAUUUACUAUCAGGAACUGUUCAAGAGAAAGUUUCUGCCUGCAGACAACUGGAGUUUCUGGACCUUGGUACUAAUCUGUUCACUGGUUUGGCCCCUUUCGGACUUCUUGGAGGGCCAAACUUCCAGUAUCUCAACAUCUCGCAUAAUGGAUUUGAGGAGGGAUUUCCAGAGAUUGAAACUUGUAGUGACACUUUCCAAUUUCUGGACGUUUCUGGGAAUAAUUUUUUUGGAAGAAUUCCACCAAGCAUCACAAAGUGCAGCGGUCUGAAGUAUAUAGAUUUGAGCUCCAACAGGCUCACAGGAAGCUUACCUCAUGAAAUUGCAAAUCUCAAACAGCUUCUGGUUAUUAGAUUAGCAGAUAAUUCCAUAGAUGGAACCAUCCCUGCAGAAUUUGGGAGUAUUGAGUGGCUCCAGGCUCUGGAUUUGCACAACAUGAACAUCACUGGUGAGAUACCUGAUGAGAUAGCAAAUUGCAGAUUUCUUCGUGAGCUGGAUGUUUCGGGAAAUUCCUUAGAGGGCGAAAUACCACAAAAUCUUUACAACAUGUCAUACCUGCUUAUUCUUGACCUACAUAAAAACCUGCUUAAUGGAAGCAUACCUUUGACACUUGGAAACUUGUCUAACUUACAUUCUUUGGAUUUGUCGGAGAAUCAUCUUUCUGGACAAAUCCCUGAUACACUUGGAAAUUUGAAGAACUUAACUCAUUUCAAUGUCUCUUAUAACGACCUUUCUGGUCCUGUACCUUCUGCUCAAAUCAUUCAGGGUUUUGGUGCCUCGGCCUUUUCACACAAUCCAGGUCUCUGCGGUGCUCCUUUAGAAACCUCCUGCCCGGGCAAUGUCACAACGGCAGCUAGAAAACCAAAGUUGAGCGUGUCAGCCAUUGUUGCUAUUGUUGCGGCUGCUCUAAUUCUCACUGGUGUCUGUAUUAUAUCAGUGAUGAACCUCAGGGCUCGCAGUAGGAGAAGAGAAGAAGAAGCAGUAAUGGUAGAAAGCACUCCAUUAGCUUCAACAGAUUCUAAUUUUAUAAUUGGAAAGUUGGUUCUGUUCAGCAAGACCUUGCCUUCAAAAUAUGAAGACUGGGAGGCUGGCACUAAAGCCUUGCUUGACAAGGAGUGUAUAAUUGGUGGGGGCUCAAUUGGAACAGUGUACAAAACCACUUUUGAAGGUGAUGUAUCCAUUGCUGUAAAGAAGCUUGAGACAUUGGGAGGUAUCAGAAACCAAGAUGAGUUUGAGCAUGAAAUUGGCAGAUUAGGAAACCUCCAACACCCAAAUCUUGUAGCUCUCCAGGGUUAUUAUUGGUCCUCCAGUAUGCAGUUAAUCUUAACAGAGUUCAUCCCAAAUGGGAACCUGACAUUGAUAGAGAGGGGUGCUGCUUCAGAUUGUUUAGACAGAAGUUUGCGUGGAUAUGCUGAAAAUGAGCUGAUCCAGGUUAUGAAAUUAGGAUUGAUAUGUACUUCUGAAGUUCCUUCCAGGAGACCUAGCAUGGCUGAGGUAGUUCAGGUUCUUGAGUCCAUAAGAAAUGGUAUAGGGUCAUAG
Oldenlandia corymbosa var. corymbosa is the source of this 2214-nucleotide messenger RNA. The record is from the annotation of a GenBank genome assembly. NCBI's taxonomy places the organism in Eukaryota, Viridiplantae, Streptophyta, Magnoliopsida, Gentianales, Rubiaceae.